Messenger RNA from Caenorhabditis briggsae, 882 nucleotides. Bases 1 to 882 code for a protein of 293 amino acids. Gene Ontology annotation, molecular function: N,N-dimethylaniline monooxygenase activity; NADP binding; flavin adenine dinucleotide binding. The record is from RefSeq and is a predicted model, not a curated record. The transcript is spliced from 6 exons. Lineage: Eukaryota; Metazoa; Nematoda; Chromadorea; Rhabditida; Rhabditidae.
AUGCCCUCGAAAAUCUGCAUUAUUGGAGCUGGUGCCGCUGGAUUGGUGACUGCAAAACAUGCAAUUAAGGAUGGACAUCAAGUGGAAAUAUUCGAGCAAACAGAUAAAGUUGGAGGAACAUGGGUUUAUUCAGAAGAGAUUGGAUGCCAUUCCAGUAUGUAUAAAAAUUUGAAAACCAAUCUUCCAAAACAAUGUCUGGAAUUUGAGAAUGUUCCGUAUCCAGAUGGUCUUCCAUCUUUUCUACCUCACGAGAAUGUUUUAGAGUAUUUAGAAAACUACUCCAAAGAAAUUUUGAUAUUCUUCAAUACAAAAGUAAUCAAUGUCACAAGAGAAGGAGAGAAAUGGAAGGUCACUACUUCCACGUACUCCGCAGAAUCUGAAUUCGUACAUUAUUACGACGUCGUUUUUGUUUGUAAUGGCCACUUUUUUGAGCCGUUCAAUCCGUUUGAAAAUGCAGAAUUCGAAGGAGAAAUGUUGCAUAGUCACGACUACAGAAGAGCUGAACAUUUCGAAGGAAAGAAGGUUGUGAUUGUGGGAGCAGGUCCUUCGGGAAUUGAUAUCACUUUGCAAGUGGCAAUGACUGCUAGGCAAGUGACUCUAAUCGGCACUCAUGCGGUGUUCCCUGUUGUCCUUCCCGGAACAGUUCGUCAAAUUCCGACUCAUGUGAAAAGCAUCUAUCCUGAAAAUAUAAUCACAGAUGAGGGCGAGAAUAUCACUGCUGAUGUGAUUAUAGUGUGCACUGGUUAUAAGUACAAGUUUCCCUUCCUAAACCCCUCUCUGAUCCAACUCAAACACAAUUCUCAAAUCGUUUCUCCUCUGUACCAACACAUUUGCCACGUGGAUUAUCCUAAGACCUUUUUUUUAUUGGUCUACUUCAUCUAG